Peromyscus californicus insignis is the source of this 1336-nucleotide messenger RNA. Its product is annotated as zinc finger protein 120-like. NCBI's taxonomy places the organism in Eukaryota, Metazoa, Chordata, Mammalia, Rodentia, Cricetidae. The record is from RefSeq and is a predicted model, not a curated record. Gene Ontology annotation, biological process: negative regulation of transcription by RNA polymerase II. The transcript is spliced from 4 exons. Bases 16 to 1182 code for a protein of 388 amino acids. Gene Ontology annotation, molecular function: DNA-binding transcription repressor activity, RNA polymerase II-specific.
AGCUGAGAAGAGAGCAUGGCUGACCUGGGAAACCAUGACAUGAAUGCAGUGACCUAUGAUGAUUUGCAUGUUGACUUUACUUGGGAAGAGUGGACUUUGCUGGAUAAUUCCCAGAAGAAUCUCUACAAAGAUGUGAUGCUGGAGACCUACAGGAAUCUCACUAUUAUAGGAUACAGUUGGGAAGACCAUAAUAUUGAAGAACAUUGUCAAAGUUCUAAAAGACAAGAAAGGUAUGAAAGAAGUCAAACUGCAGAGAAAACUUCUACAUAUACUCAAUGUGUUAAAGCCUUUGUCCAACAUAGUACACUUCAAAUACAUAAAAGAAAACAUACUGGAGAGAAAUCCUAUGAAUGUAAUCAGUCUGGUAAAGCCUUUGCACAACACAUUCAUCUUCAAAUGUACAAAAGAACACAUAAUGGAGAGAAAUACUAUAAAUGUAACCAGUGUGGAAAAGCCUUUGGAUAUAAUAGUCAUCUUCAAAUGCAUAAAAGAACUCAUACUGGAGAGAAACCCUAUGAAUGUAAUCAAUGUGGUAAAGCCUUUGCACAACACAGUAAUCUUCAAAUGCAUAAAAGAACACAUACUGGAGAGAAACCCUAUGAAUGUAAUCAUUGUGGUAAAGCCUUUGCAUGUCACAGUAAACUUCAAAAGCAUAAAAGAACACAUACUGGAGAGAAACCAUAUGAAUGUAAUCAAUGUGGUAAAGCUUUUGUGUGUCAUGGUGCUCUUCAAAGGCAUAAAAAAAUACAUACUGGAGAGAAAUCCUAUAAAUGUAAUCAUUGUGGUAAAGCCUUUGCAUAUCAUAGUCAUCUUCAACUGCAUAAAAGAACACAUACUGGAGAGAAACCCUGUGAAUGUAACCAGUGUGGUAAAGUCUUUCCAUAUCUUAGUCAUCUUCAAAGGCAUGAAAAAACACAUACUGGAGAAAAACCCUAUGCAUGUAAUCAAUGUUCUAAAGGCUUUGCACAAUACAGUCAUCUUCAAAGACAUACAAGAACACAUACUGGAGAGAAACCCUAUAAUUGUAAUCAGUGUGGUAAAGCCUUUGCACGUCAUAGUAUUCUUCAAAAGCAUAAAAGAACACAUACUGGAGAGAGACACUAUGAAUGUAGUGAGUGUAAUAAACCCUUUGGGUGUCACAGUCAUCUUAAAAUGCAUAAAAGAACACAUACUGGGGAGUAACCCUAUGAAUGUAAUCAGUUUGUUAAAGCCUUUGUAUAUAUCAGUAAUCUUCAAAAUCAUGAAAGAAAAAAACAUACUGUAGAGAAAAUCUGUAAAUAUUGUCAGUGUGGUAAAGUUUUGAAAUUUAUUUAGGAAUAAAACUUUUUGUGUGCAA